GGAAAAGCAACUGAGGUUCUAACUUUCGGAUGCUGAAUCCUCGGCUAAUUGAAAUUACUGGGCACAAUGCUAUAUAUAGCCAAUGAAGAGAUUCUGAGCUCUCACUCAGUGCCUUCAAGACAUGUCGUUUUGUAGUCAGAGGAAACAGGGAUCAAUGCAUUUUCAAACUGACAGAGGGAACGGAUGCUCCUUAGCAGCACAUGCCCAGGAUCGUGUGUGUGGGGCUUGCGCUGUGCUGAGAAGCUGAUCACCGGCCCAUAUGCCCCUUAUUUACUGCAAUGUUCUUUGCAUGUUAUUGUGCACUCCGGACUAACGUGAAGAAGUAUCGAUACCAAGAUGAGGACGGGCCACAUGAUCAUUCCUUACCUCGGCUAACUCAUGAAGUAAGAGGUCCAGAACUGGUGCAUGUGUCGGAAAAGAACCUCUCUCAAAUAGAAAAUGUCCAUGGAUAUGUCUUACAGUCUCACAUUUCUCCUCUGAAGGCUAGCCCUGCUCCUAUAAUUGUCAACACAGACACUUUGGACACUAUUCCUUAUGUCAAUGGAACAGAAAUUGAAUAUGAAUUCGAAGAAAUUACAUUGGAGAGGGGAAAUUCAGGUCUGGGAUUCAGUAUUGCUGGAGGGACAGAUAAUCCCCACAUUGGAGAUGACCCUGGCAUAUUUAUUACGAAGAUUAUUCCAGGAGGUGCUGCAGCAGAGGAUGGCAGACUCAGGGUCAACGAUUGUAUCUUGCGGGUGAACGAAGUCGAUGUGUCGGAGGUUUCCCAUAGUAAAGCAGUGGAGGCCCUUAAGGAAGCAGGCUCUAUUGUGCGACUGUAUGUGCGUAGAAGACGACCCAUACUGGAGACUGUCGUGGAAAUCAAACUUUUCAAAGGGCCGAAAGGUUUAGGCUUCAGUAUUGCUGGAGGGGUGGGGAACCAGCACAUUCCCGGAGACAACAGCAUUUAUGUAACAAAAAUUAUAGAUGGUGGAGCUGCACAAAAAGAUGGAAGGUUGCAAGUAGGAGACAGGCUGCUAAUGGUUAAUAACUAUAGUUUAGAAGAAGUUACACACGAAGAGGCUGUAGCGAUAUUGAAGAACACAUCUGAUGUUGUUUAUCUAAAAGUUGGCAAACCCACCACCAUUUAUAUGACUGAUCCUUAUGGGCCACCGGAUAUUACUCACUCUUAUUCUCCACCGAUGGAAAAUCAUCUACUGUCUGGUAACAAUGGCACGUUAGAAUACAAAACUUCCCUGCCACCCAUCUCUCCAGGAAGGUACUCACCAAUUCCAAAGCACAUGCUGGUUGAAGAUGACUACACCAGGCCUCCGGAACCUGUUUACAGCACUGUGAAUAAACUGUGUGAUAAGCCUGCUUCUCCCAGGCACUAUUCCCCUGUUGAGUGUGACAAAAGCUUCCUUCUCUCAACUCCCUACCCCCACUACCACCUAGGCCUGCUCCCUGACUCUGACAUGACCAGUCAUUCCCAGCACAGUACUGCAACUCGCCAGCCUUCGGUGACUCUCCAACGGGCCAUCUCCCUAGAAGGGGAGCCUCGCAAAGUAGUCCUUCACAAAGGCUCCACUGGCCUGGGCUUCAACAUCGUGGGCGGGGAAGAUGGAGAAGGUAUUUUUGUAUCCUUCAUUCUGGCCGGUGGACCAGCAGACCUGAGUGGGGAGCUCCAGAGAGGAGACCAGAUCUUAUCGGUGAACGGCAUCGAUCUCCGAGGAGCGUCUCAUGAGCAGGCAGCUGCAGCACUGAAGGGGGCUGGGCAGACAGUGACAAUCAUAGCACAAUAUCAACCUGAAGAUUACGCUCGAUUUGAGGCCAAAAUCCAUGACCUUCGAGAGCAGAUGAUGAACCACAGCAUGAGCUCCGGGUCCGGGUCCCUUCGAACCAAUCAGAAACGCUCCCUGUAUGUCAGAGCCAUGUUUGACUAUGACAAGAGCAAGGACAGUGGGCUGCCUAGCCAAGGACUUAGUUUUAAAUAUGGUGACAUCCUCCAUGUCAUCAAUGCCUCUGAUGAUGAGUGGUGGCAAGCCAGAAGGGUCACACUAGACGGGGACAGCGAGGAGAUGGGCGUCAUUCCCAGCAAGCGGAGGGUGGAAAGAAAGGAGCGUGCCCGAUUGAAGACAGUGAAGUUCAAUGCAAAACCUGGCGUGAUUGAUUCCAAAGGGUCAUUCAAUGACAAGCGUAAAAAGAGCUUCAUCUUUUCACGAAAAUUCCCAUUCUACAAGAACAAGGAGCAGAGUGAGCAGGAAACCAGUGAUCCUGAACAACACGUCUCUUCUAAUGCCAGCGAUAGCGAAAGUAGCUGCCGAGGACAAGAAGAUCUCAUUCUUUCCUAUGAACCUGUCACAAGGCAGGAAAUAAACUACACCAGGCCGGUGAUUAUCCUAGGCCCCAUGAAGGAUCGAAUUAAUGACGACUUGAUAUCUGAAUUUCCUGACAAAUUUGGCUCCUGUGUGCCUCAUACUACGAGGCCAAAGCGUGACUAUGAAGUUGACGGCAGAGACUAUCACUUUGUCAUUUCUAGAGAACAAAUGGAGAAAGAUAUCCAAGAGCACAAAUUUAUAGAAGCUGGACAGUACAAUGACAAUUUAUAUGGAACCAGUGUGCAGUCUGUGAGAUUUGUAGCAGAAAGGGGCAAACACUGUAUACUUGAUGUAUCAGGAAAUGCUAUUAAGCGGUUACAAGUUGCCCAGCUCUAUCCCAUUGCCAUCUUCAUAAAGCCCAAGUCUCUGGAACCUCUGAUGGAGAUGAAUAAGCGUCUGACAGAGGAACAAGCCAAGAAAACCUAUGACCGGGCAAUUAAGCUAGAACAAGAAUUUGGAGAAUAUUUUACAGCUAUUGUACAAGGAGAUACCUUAGAAGAUAUUUACAACCAAUGCAAGCUUGUUAUUGAAGAGCAGUCUGGACCUUUCAUCUGGAUUCCCUCAAAGGAGAAGUUAUAAAUUAGCUACUGCACCUCUGACAACGACAGAAGAACAUUUAGAAGAACAAAAUAUAUAUAAUAUAACACUUGGAGGCUUUUAUGUUUUUGUUGCAUUUAUGUUUUUGCAGUCAAUGUGAAUCCUUAUGAAUGUACAACACAAACUGUGUGAAGCCAUGAAGGAAACAGAGGGGCCGAAGGGUGGGACGGAAAAGACUUUACAGUAUGCAGGAAGGCUUGGGUUUGCUCAAAGUACCAGGUGUAGGGAUGAACCCUGAUGGGCUCUCUGCCCUAGAGAUGGGCAGCCUUCUCACCCCAGCAGAUGUCCAGAGCUGAUUUAGCUGCUCAGCUCUCUGUGUUUGCUUUAAGAAAAGUUGCCAGCACUUGAACCUUACCAACCUACACCCCUUACCCACCUCUGUAAUUGGUACACUUUGAAUUUUAUAACUAUGCACAUCCUUUGAUUUCCUAACAAGCAAAGGAAAUAGGGAAAACAGAAAGGAGUCCCUUUGAAGGCGACAUACUAUCAGGGGAGGAUGAUUGCUUAGUUUCCUUGGCUGGCAUGUGCAAAGACAAGCGUGUCGUGUGUGGAAGACUAACCUUACUGAGGAGGGGAUUCCACCUGGCCUAGCUUUAUGACUGUCAAUUGUCUAUUUUGCCAUUUAUAAGCUGAAAGAAGGCACUAAAGAUGAGAAUAAUUUAUACAAUAAAUAUAUUAAAUGUAUAGAAAUGAAUUUCUAUAGGUUAAAAAGUUUUGUGAAAUAUUUUGUAAAGACUAAAAAACAUUGAAAGACUAAAUGUACGCACUCUCAGCAGAUGAUCAAAUUCAAGAAUUUGAGGCUGCACUCUCCCUUUUGCUGCCAAUGAUCCAUUCAGAGCAUCUGAGUUCCCUCCAGGUCUGACAAAGACUUCCCCUCCCUCCCCUCCCCCACUGCCCAUGCACACUAGCACACUAGUGAUACACUCUUACAAAACAUGGCCCUUAAUAAGUUGCCCUCAUGGGUAGUUUUAGAAGAGAUUUUUGUUACAAUUCUUUAAGCCCAUGGCUUUUCAGAGACAAACUCAAGCAAAUAAUCAAAAGGGAAAGAUUGCUUUCCUCUAGUUAAAUAGCCUGAGCCUGCCACGCAGAUAGUCAAAUAACUUUGUUCCUAGUUACUUGCAUACAGUUCAAGAACUAUUCAGUAUUCUGGCAAACCAUAAGUCAUUAGAAUUAUCUUUUCUUAGUUUCACAGAGCAAUUGAAGUGUUUUGUAACAGCCCUAGUUGGCAUUACAAGGGGAGAUCUGUCCUAAGAUGCACUAUUUCUCUGAGGAAGAGAAAAAAGAGAAGUUAUCUAGUUGGGAGUGGUGAGGGAUGCACUUUGUUUCAGUAUAUAGGGCAAAGAGAACCACAAGAAAAGGACGAUUUAUGACUUUGAGCUCAACCAAUUGAAUUGCCUUCCUUAGGGCUGCACCUGGACCAAGUUUAUUUUUCUAACAAUUAUACUAAUAAUGAUUUUAAAAGAGAAACCUCCCAAAGCCUAUAAGCUGAAACACAGAGUUAGCUUCCCACUUUAGCGCUGAUGGUGUCGUCAGCCUGGUUCUGCCCAAGGUGUUUAGAGAGAGACUUUUUAGUGUUAUUAAUAACCACUCAUGUCUGGGUUCUAUGCAUGCCCGGAUUAAGCCCCAUCGCCUUAUUUCUGGGGUACAUCAAGACCUGGCAGGGAUUCUGCCACACUGUGCAGCCAACCAGCACAUAGGCUGGAGUACAAGAACAAAAGACAGAGCCAUCAGAGUGAUGGGGCUUCUUCUAAGUUAGAACAUCGGAGCUUAAAACUGAGAGUCUCUUUCCAAAAUCAAGGGUCAUUCAUCUUUUACUAAAUACCAUCAUCUGCCCAGCUGCAGUCACCGAAACAAACAUUAAAUUGCAAAAGUAAGCACCUAUCUAUAGUCUUGAGGCUGCCUUUGCCAAAUGAAGGGGUACCAAGCAGCCAUGUGUAUUUUUUUCCCUCAAUUUUCUAGAGAUAGCCUUAGAGGGCUCAAAAUGCUAAAAGAUGUGUCCAUGUCUGCAACUCACCAGUUUCAGGUCACGGCCAACUUCCAUCAAUAUAGCUCUCAGAAGUUUUCUGACACUAGAAUGCCAUUCCUGAUCCCAGCUCCCUUUAUAGGCCACCAUGAUAACUUCUUUGGUUUCUCCACUGAGCAUGCAACCAUUUACCUUAGAGGACUGUCAUUAAUGAGUAGAUGUUUUCUCUAGUUGUGUGAUGUGCUUUCCAUUCGAUAGUAUUGCUGUGGCUGAGUACAAUCAAAUUGAACCACAAACCAUUGGUUUUGUA
Messenger RNA from Arvicanthis niloticus (Nile rat), 5224 nucleotides. It is a transcript of the gene Dlg2, whose product is annotated as discs large MAGUK scaffold protein 2. Gene Ontology annotation, molecular function: protein kinase binding; ionotropic glutamate receptor binding. Lineage: Eukaryota; Metazoa; Chordata; Mammalia; Rodentia; Muridae. Gene Ontology annotation, cellular component: postsynaptic density membrane; neuron projection; basolateral plasma membrane. The record is from RefSeq and is a predicted model, not a curated record. Gene Ontology annotation, biological process: receptor clustering; embryo development; receptor localization to synapse.